UGUGCAGAUACUUAAUCCAGACAGAUCGAAAUGGGUUCAGACGCAUACAUUCAGCUUCCCGUUAUCGAUUUCUCAAUGCUAAGUUAUAACCAGAACCCAGAAGCUACUGAUCAUCUUCUUCACUGGGACUCCAUGAAAACCCUAGUUCUUGAGUCUCUGCAGAAAUAUGGUUGUUUUCAAGCUUCCAUGGAUGGAGUUCCACCAGAGCUUCAUAAGUCUGUGUAUGGUGCAAUGAAGAAUCUCUUUGAUCUGCCAUUGGAGAUGAAAGCAAAGAAUGUAUCCACACAUAUGUUUAAUGGGUAUAUUGGUAAUUCUACACCACUUCCAUUGUAUGAAAGUAUGGGCAUUGAUGAACCUUGUGAUUAUCAAGAAGUUGAAAACUUCAUCAAUCUCAUGUUGCCACAAGGAAACCCUCAAGUUUGCAACGACAUCCAUAUUUACUCGAAGAAGCUGACGGAAAUGGAACGAAUGGUGAAAAAGAUGGUGUUCGAGAGCUUCGAUUUGGGGAAGCAUUUGAACGAACACAUGGAACUAACACGCUACGUGCUCAAGCUCAUGAAAUACCGAGCGCCUGAGCCAAACGAAACGAAUCUUGGAUUGCACGCUCAUGCGGAUUCUGGGAUAAUGACGGUUUUACAUCAAAACGAAGUCGAAGGAUUAGAGAUUCAGAUGGAAGACGAAGAAGAAUGGCUCAAGGUGAAACUUUCACCAAACUCGUUCAUCGUCAUGGCCGGAGAAACUUUAAGGGUAUGGUUGAACGGGAGAUUGCACGCGCCAUUGCAUAGGGUGGUGUUAAAAGGAAACACGAAUCGGUUUUCUUUAGCGCUUUUUGCAUUGCCAAAAACGGGUUACACUUUAAAAGCCAUCGAAGAAAUGGUGGACGAAGAACACCCGUUGCUCUUCAAGCCUUUUGAUUACGAGGAUUUCAUGAAGUUCCUCUUCACAAGCCGUCGACCGAUAGAUAAGUUCGCCGUAAAGGUUUAUUGUGGCCUUGUGUACUGAACAUGUAACAUAUACAUAUAUAAGGGAGGUUCAGAGAAAAACCCUUAUAAAAAUGAAAAACUAAGGAACACUAUGGUAACCGUUCAUUUGAAUGGUAUGCACACAUGUGUAUAC
Cynara cardunculus var. scolymus (artichoke) is the source of this 1116-nucleotide messenger RNA. RefSeq names its product probable 2-oxoglutarate-dependent dioxygenase AOP1. The transcript has 3 exons. Gene Ontology annotation, molecular function: dioxygenase activity. The coding region runs from base 31 to 1002 and encodes 323 amino acids. Lineage: Eukaryota; Viridiplantae; Streptophyta; Magnoliopsida; Asterales; Asteraceae. The record is from RefSeq and is a predicted model, not a curated record.